ACCGCACAGGAGGUUCAACGCGAACAAAUUAUUGGCUUCCAUUCCCGAGCUUCGGUUCGCAUUCAGUGAGGUGAACAACGACCAAGCAUUUUGCUCAAUCCGCGAAGUGCGAAUAACGCAACGAACAACCAACGCAACUGCCAAGACAGGCCAUAAUCUCCACAAAAGAUUGGCACAACCGAGCAAGAUCCCAACAAAGCAACAGAAAGAGACAACAGGCACAACAACACGACCCUGUAGACAAUGAAACUGUAUCUAUACUAUAGAAACAUUACUUCAAAAGAUGUCAUGAAAAUUGACACAAAUCACAGCAGCCAUCAUCAUGUACGGUUGUUCUUCUGGAUAAUACCACUAUUCUGGCUAAACUUUAUCACACUCGUCAAGCUAUACAAAUUCCAUGCCCCACCGUCACUAAUGAACGCGAAUUCGCUGGAAACCGGGAGGCCCUCACGAAAGCUUGAGGUGACAAAAACCGUACCAGAAAGGAAACGCGAGGUCCACUUCCUGAACAGCAGCCACCUUGAGUUUGUCGAUGGGUUUUCGGCGAGCUGGAUUCAAUCCAGAGCGGACUUCAUGGCACAGCCACUGGAGACAGUCCGGGCCUGCGAGCAGGCUUCCUUUAGUGCUUACUAUGGAAAGAGACUGUGGAAAAUGCGCAUGACGCUGGAUUGGAUGGACUGGAGUGUGGAACACUUGAGCAAGUGGUGGAAGAUAUUGGAAUGGGACCUAGAGGGGGAGCAUAUUCCAUUCAACUCAUUCGCGCGGAAAACCAAAGAGUACAUUGAAAACGCACAACAAUUCAUGUUCAACGAAACAGAUGACGCACUGGUAUUGAAGAUACCCUUGCGGUGAUUGCUUACCUACCAUAUGGCCAUUCGAAUCAACCUGAGAUGGGUCACAAACUGACAGCUCUGUCUCUGGCUGCCACAGUGGAGUCACUGAGAAGAGCGGGGAUGGGAAGAGUUGUUGUGGGCGUACUUGAGGAGGAUGACGUUCCAAUGAUCAAGCAUGCCUUCCGAUAUGUCCUUGAUGCAGUGGAGCCUAGCAAUAAAAAGGCUGGCGAUGACAUUACCAAGAUUGGGCACAUGGAGGUUGGAUAUGCCUUUGCCUCUACAGCCUUCACAAAAACAAACUUUAUGCCCAAAAACAUGCCCAGGGCCACUCUAAUGACCCUUAGAGAUGCUAUGAAGUAUACUGAAGUACCAGAAAACGACAGGAGUUUGGGAAUGGCCCAAAACAUUACUGCUUGGCUGGGAACCACACAAAAUCCAUCCUACUGGCAGUAUAUCUAUCUCACUGAGCCAGAUUCUAUUCUACAAACCAGGCAAAGCUCUUUGAAAGCCAUCAAAGCACAAGUUGACAUGGGGGCGGUUGUGUUGCCUCAUCGAUGGCAGAAUCUUCCUCAUGAAUCAGACGUCAGAGGGAUGUCUCCCAGGAAGGGAAAAUUUCUGACUGAGGAGAACUUCCCAGAGGUGUUGGAACUGAACCCAACAGAUGUUUGUUGUGACGAGAACGCAGGUCGUGACUACAAGCCAGGAGUUCCUCCCUACUAUGAAAAAUGCAAUACAGGACCCUUCUGGUAUCUCUGUGGCUUUGACAGACGCAAUCGCAACGACCCAAAUCGUCAUGAUCGAAUCACCAAGUAUGGCCUGAUACGCUUCACGCAAGGCUCCGGGAUUGCCACGAUAGCAGGCAGCAACCACGGGCGCAGGUGCUUCCCCAAGAAGGGUGGCGUUUGUCUACCGAAAAACUUGUAGUCGAGGCCCUCCGAGAAGUAAGUAGGCGACGUUUCACACGCAGUGAUCCAACCCGGGGGUUUCAGGAACUGAAUAGCUAAUUCUAGCUGAUUGGCGUGGGC
Messenger RNA from Seminavis robusta, 1858 nucleotides. The record is from the annotation of a GenBank genome assembly. Lineage: Eukaryota; Bacillariophyta; Bacillariophyceae; Naviculales; Naviculaceae.